CCAGAGUUCACUUUAUAACCGUUCCUGAAGAUUUUCCCUUUUAUACCUAAGCGACGCUUCUUCGACGUUAAUUAAUUGUAACUUGAAUGUUUUACAAUUAAGAAAGAGAACGUAAGCAGCAGCAAAUAUUGUAUAAUUAAUUUGGAGCUACUACUUUAUACCAGUGGAGCCAAAUUUGGCGCAUGCACGAAAACCAUUUCUGGCUGCUUUAUACUGAUUAAUUUUGAACUCUAUCGCUAGAACUUAUCAUUUUGGAAAGUUACGUGAUUAAGUUGUUCGAUAACAUUCGGAAGGAAGCGGUUAGCGAAACCGCAACUUUGGGAGUUUAAGGGGGCAAAUGUUAUAUAAGAUCGAAGCUUUUCUGAUUUCUGUUUAAUUUGAUGUGCGUUGUUCAAUUGAUUAAGGUGCGAAAUUGUUUCUUGCGCGUAGUUCAAUUACUUAAAGAACCAUGUCCGAUUUUCAAAUGCGCGAGAUCAACAAUCGCGAGACCAACAAUCACGAGCAAAACAAAUUAGCUCAAUGGUAUCGAUCAUACAGAUGCUACUUCGUGGUUCUACUUCUUUCCGUAUUUGUGUGCAUUAUCCUCUUGUCUGUGCUCAUCGGCAAGCAUGCUCAAGUCAGCAUACUGAAUCAGCGUUGCAGGAAACGACACCAUCACCAAAUAUCGCCAUAACUACAACGCCUAAAAGGCAAAGUGAGGACACUACCGAAAAACCGAAAAGUAAAACCACAACUUCCGGCGGAACAGGAAUCACUACUCCUGUUUCUCAGCCUGUAACGACUACGAUAACUCCAACCGCGAUAGCUUCGACCACAAUAAUGCCAAUCACGAUAGACGAAAACAAAAGGAAUUUUAUGAAGCCUAUUAAACUUCUUGAUGAAAAUAUUAACGUUUGCAAUACGAUAUACGAUACGCAGAUAACCAGCAAGAUGUCAUUUUACAUGAAUGUCUCGGCCAAUCCUUGCAAUGAUUUCUACAAAUAUGCUUGCGGCAAUUUCGAAGCAAAUCUGCAGUUGGCAGACAUCGAUCUGGUUCAAAGAACCAACAUUUAUCAACGAAUCGAGAAACAGAUGAUAAAGGAAAAUUUGACUUUCGCGAUAUACUACAGGAGUUGCGUGAAAUAUGAAAGAACCGUAAGUUUCAGCGAAAGGAUCAAAAUGGCAAGAGAUGCGUUGAACAGAGUAGGACAAUUUUAUAUCAACAACACGUGUUCUGCUGAUAGUGCAAAUUUCACCAACUUGUUCGCCAAUUUAAUUCUGCAUCACAGUGCUUUUCUAUUCGACAUCGUACCAGAAAUAGACGAGGAGGGAUCACACAAUUUCACGCUAAAGAUAAGUCCUACGACCUAUGAAAAUUUGUUCGAAACAGAAUUCAUGAAUUCCUACUUCGGAAACAAUCUCGAGAUGGACAGCGAUUACGAGGCUCCCGAACCCUUAUGCAGUAAUAAGGAGCGCAAGGAGAAUGACAGGAACGAUGAGAUUAAGAGAUCCAUUUCAGAAGCGCUGACAGAGCUUCAUAUUUUUAAGGACUUGAAUAACAGCACUUUAGAAUCGGAACGUAUAAAUGAGAUCAUUAAUGUAAUCGACUCUGUUAUAAUGCAAACAUACUUUUCGAACUUUUCGUCUGAGAACAACAACAAAGAAGUAUAUCUGAUAAACCAUUAUAAAAGAAUAAAUUUAACGGAGUUGAAAAACGAGAACAACAACACAUUCGUAAAUUGGACACAAUUAAUUGACUUGCUCCUAGAAACAAACAACGAAACUAACAAGGAUAUCCAAGUUUAUUUUCACAAAGAAUUGUCCAAAGGUUCACAAAGUUUGGCUAAUUUCUCCAAAACGAAUUGUACGGGCCUCAACAACGCGAUAAUGGCAUUAUACGCGCGCAAACUUUAUCAGGAAUUAGUUAUGCCGAGACAAAAUGCAAAGGCUCAUUGCCUGCGAGUGGCUACUUAUCUCCUGCGACCCGAAGCGACUAAUUUAUAUUUAUCAUCCUUUGCCGAUCACGAAAUAGAGCGGAUGAAUAAUAGAACGACAUAUAUGUUCAACGAGUUAAAACAAACUCUAAAGAAGAAAAUAAAUGUAACACUGCCCGAAGGAAAUGGAAAGGAAACAUUAUUGAACAAAACCGACAGUCUUGAGCUCGCAUUGCCUCCUGUUUCUUAUUUCAAGAAUAAAGAAUUACUAUAUAGCGAUUAUAAUAUGGCGCAAUUUCAGAAUUUAUCCAAAAAUUACUUCAAUAACUCGAUAAAUUUAAUGAAAAGAUACAGAACCUUGAUGUACACCGAAAUAAGAAGAGAAUUUAAGAUAAGAUCAGAGCAAAUUUGGACGUAUUACGCGACGCCGUUCCAGUUGCAGGCCAAAAUAAUCUAUUGCUUAAGUCAGAUCGCGAUUCCUUAUGGUAUGAUCGAAUUACAUUCAGCAAGUAACGAGGACUCUUUUAAUUACGUUGUGCGGACGACGCUUGGAAAUUUUAUUGCUCAUCAGAUCGUUCAUCUUUUCGAUAAUCUGGACUACUGGAACCUAACCGAAAAUACCCAUCUCUUUGAGAUUUUCAAAAACAAUUCCAUCGACAUCAAGAUCCUCGAAACAACCGAGCCAUUGCCUUCCACCAAUCAAACCGAGUGUUCCAAGUUGAUCCUGAACAAAAAGUCAUCUGAAAUAAUAAAAUUUAGAUUAGUCAAGGAAACUUUAGACAGCAUGAUGCCGUCGGUAAAGCUCGACAUCAAACAAUUAUUCUAUCUCGCCUAUACUCAGGCGUACUGUUCAAAGUCACGGACAUCGUCUUUCGUCGCCCCAUACGAGAACAAGAACGAGAACUUACGGAACCGCGAUCGCAUCGCUAUCGUUAAAUCCAACGAUGAGUCUUUUGCUAAGAUGUGGAACUGCACGAACUCGCAGAACAAUCCAGAAUAAAACCCAAAAAUAAAACAUACAAAAUGCGACUAAACAAAUAUCUGCGAAUGUUGCGAUGCGAAACUCAUGUCGAUCAAAAUAAAACAAUGAAAAAAAUGGAAUUAAAGUUUGAAAUAUAAAAAUA
Linepithema humile (Argentine ant) is the source of this 3037-nucleotide messenger RNA. RefSeq names its product neprilysin-2-like. Gene Ontology annotation, cellular component: plasma membrane. NCBI's taxonomy places the organism in Eukaryota, Metazoa, Arthropoda, Insecta, Hymenoptera, Formicidae. The record is from RefSeq and is a predicted model, not a curated record. Gene Ontology annotation, molecular function: metalloendopeptidase activity. Gene Ontology annotation, biological process: protein processing.